AUGAGCGUCACGAAACUUGUACGCUCCAAUGGGUUUAAACAGAUCCCAAACUUUGUCAGGAGUUCUCUACGUAACGCUUGCGUCGAGUCAAAUCAAAGCACGGACUCUCCUUAUAGACCCAAGAAGCAUCACAUUUUAGCUACAAAUCUCAUCGUUUCAUAUUUUGAAAAAGGUCUGGUUGAGGAAGCACGCUCACUGUUCGACGAAAUGCCUGAGAGAGACGUGGUGGCUUGGACCGCAAUGAUAACUGGUUACGCUUCUUCUGAGUACAACGCUCACGCUUGGGAGUGUUUCCGCGAGAUGCUUAGGCAUGGAACGCGCCCGAAUGAGUUCACGCUCUCAAGCGUCCUCAAAUCUUGUAGAAACAUGAAGAUUUUGGCUUAUGGGGGUUCGGUUCAUGGGGUUGUGGUUAAACUCGGUAUGGAAGGUUCUCUGUACGUUGACAAUGCUCUAAUGAACAUGUAUGCUACUUGUUCGGCAACAAUGGAUGCUGCUUGUUUGAUUUUUCGGGACAUCAAGGUAAAAAAUGAUGUCACUUGGACUACUCUGAUCACCGGGUUUACGCACUUGGGUGAUGGCAUUGGCGGUUUGAAGAUGUAUAAGCAAAUGUUGCUGGAGAAUGCAGAUGUGACGCCUUACUGUAUAACGAUAGCUGUUAGAGCUUCCGCUUCAAUUGAUUCUGUUACAACCGGCAAGCAAAUUCAUGCGUCAGUGAUUAAACGCGGGAUUCAGUCUAACCUUCCGGUGAUGAACUCUAUACUGGACUUGUAUUGCAGAUGUGGGUAUUUAGCAGAGGGGAAACACUAUUUCCUUGAGAUGGAAGAUAGAGAUCUGAUUACAUGGAACACUUUGAUUUCCGAGCUCGAGCGAUCAGACAGCAGCGAAGCUCUGCUCAUGUUUCAAAGGUUUGAAUCACAAGGCUUUGUGCCAAAUUGUUACACUUUCACAAGCUUAGUUGCUGCCUGCGCCAAUAUAGUGGCAUUGAACUGUGGCCAGCAACUUCAUGGAAGGAUUUAUAGAAGAGGGUUUUACAAGAACGUUGAGUUAGCCAAUGCUUUGAUCGACAUGUAUGCUAAAUGCGGUAACAUACCAGACUCUCAAAGAGUAUUUGGUGAAAUCGCAGAGAGGAGGAAUCUAGUAUCCUGGACUUCAAUGAUGAUUGGGUACGGAUCACACGGUUAUGGAGUAGAAGCUGUUGAGCUUUUUGACAAAAUGGUUAGUUCAGGUAUAAGACCUGACCGGAUUGUUUUCAUGGCGGUUCUGAGCGCAUGCCGCCAUGCCGGUCUGGUGGAAAAAGGAUUGAAGUACUUUAAAGUGAUGGAAAAUGAGUACGGCAUUAUACCAGAUCGAGAUAUCUACAACUGUGUGGUGGAUUUGCUCGGAAGAGCUGGCAAAAUAGGCGAGGCUUGUGAAUUGGUUGAGAGGAUGCCGUUUAAGCCAGACGAAUCCACCUGGGGAGCAAUUCUGGGGGCUUGUAAAGCGCAUAAACACACAGGAUUGAUAAGCAGGUUAGCUGCAAGAAAAGUUAUGGAGUUGAAACCGAGAAUGGUGGGAACUUAUGUGAUGCUUUCAUACAUCUAUGCAGCAGAAGGGAAGUGGGGGGAUUUCGCGAGAGUGAGGAAGAUGAUGAGGAUGAUGGGGAACAAAAAAGAAGCUGGUAUGAGCUGGAUCCAGUUGGAAAAUCAGGUUGUUAGCUUUGCUGUAAGCGAUAAAAUGUGUCCUAAUGCGAAUUCUGUGUAUUCAGUCUUGGGGUUACUGAUAGAGGAGACCAGAGAAGCUGGCUAUGUUCCUGACUUAGACUCCCUAGUUCAUGAUCAAGAAACUGGAAGUUGA
Arabis nemorensis is the source of this 1833-nucleotide messenger RNA. The record is from the annotation of a GenBank genome assembly. NCBI's taxonomy places the organism in Eukaryota, Viridiplantae, Streptophyta, Magnoliopsida, Brassicales, Brassicaceae.